CAAGAAGGCAGCCAAGGCAGCCGCAGCCCCGGCCCCAGGAUCCGCCCCGAAGGCGAAGCCCCUACCGUCUGCCCACCGCCGCUUCUUCGCCACCAGGACUACCCCCUGCCCCAUCGCCAAUGCCGAAAGGCUGUCGGCAACCCUUCCCCGCCUCUUCGGUCAAGCUCUGGCCCGAAGCCACCAAGUCGCCCCUGUCACCUCCCUCACCGUCACCAUCAACAACAGAGGCACAGUCUCUGUUACCGCUCCUCCCACCGUCCCAUCAACGGUCUACGUACCCUUCUUCGAGGCCCUCACCACGAUCCUGAACGUGGAGGUAGCCUCCCCAGAAAACCCCUUCACCACCUUCCGCACCGCUCCCACCAACGUCGAUCUCGCCAUCCAUGGCGUCCCCCUCUACGAGCUCCCUAACCAGGAAUGCCUAGAGGAGAUCCUGCCCUCCGCGCUUAAACUAGCCGUUGGCAUCACCCCCGCUGCCGUCCGUUUCCUAAACACGAACGAAACCUCCCGCUCCUCCAAGGCCACCACCUCUGUCAUCGUCUCCGUGACGGCGGAAGAGGCAGCAACCAUUGGAACCACCAUCCGCCUCUUCUCCCGCCCCAGACGCUGCAAUGUCAUGUGGCGAGCAUCCUCCACCACACAAUGCAGGAACUGCUGCAAACUAGGCCACGCCACCCAGGGAUGCAGGUCCCCCGUCGCCUGCCCCCUGUGCACCCUCCCCCACAAACUCCAAGACCACCGCUGCCCAGUUGCCACGUGCAAAGGAGCAUCGACGCCUCUUGAAAACUGCUGCGAAAUCUCUCCCGCCAAGUGCGUCAACUGCAACGGGACCCACCGCUCCUUCGCCCCAGCCUGCCCCAGCAGGAAACCCACCACUCCCCCGACCCCCCCCAACCCCCAGACCGCGAUGGAAAUCUCAUAA
This is a messenger RNA of Morchella sextelata, 922 nucleotides long. RefSeq lists its product as uncharacterized. Lineage: Eukaryota; Fungi; Ascomycota; Pezizomycetes; Pezizales; Morchellaceae. The record is from RefSeq and is a predicted model, not a curated record. The transcript has a single exon. The annotation marks the transcript as partial.